AUGGCUCACUACCAGGAGGUGGACUACUGCUCGGAGGAGGUGAAGUCGGUGACCAGCCCUGCCGGUUUCGGCCGCCACGGCGUCCAGCAGCACGUCGUCAAGGAGAAGUUCGAGGAGGUCGACAUGGUGUCACGCGCCGGCGGCCGCCACGGCCACUUGGAGGCCCGCGAGUCCAAGUUCGAGGAGGACGUCAACACCUGCACCGGCGAGUUCCACGAGCGCAAGGAGAACUUCGUCGUCAAGUCCGACAACUGA
Molecule: messenger RNA, 255 nt
Organism: Miscanthus lutarioriparius
Lineage: Eukaryota; Viridiplantae; Streptophyta; Magnoliopsida; Poales; Poaceae
Source: the annotation of a GenBank genome assembly